Messenger RNA from Andrographis paniculata, 1478 nucleotides. RefSeq lists its product as uncharacterized. The transcript has 11 exons. The coding region runs from base 120 to 1211 and encodes 363 amino acids. The record is from RefSeq and is a predicted model, not a curated record. NCBI's taxonomy places the organism in Eukaryota, Viridiplantae, Streptophyta, Magnoliopsida, Lamiales, Acanthaceae.
CGAGGAGCACACCGUACAGCACACAAGUUCAUGGCGUCCUCCAUAAAACCCCUGAAUUGCAAAACCCUAAUCAAGCUGCAAAACCCUAAGUAGGAAGAAAGAAUCGACAGAACCGAUAAAUGGGGAAGAAGGAUAAGAGAGAAACUGCUCCAAAUCACGCCCCCGCCGCUAAUGGCGGCGAAUCUGGAUCUCACGAGAAGCGUGCGAAAAAGAAGAGGAAAAACAGAGAGAAAGCGGAGGAGGAAGAACCGACUGCAGACGACGCCGUAUCGCUAGCAACUGAAGCGCCCACUGUAUCCAUCGCUGUUCCUGGCUCCAUAAUCGACAACGCACAGUCCGUCGAACUCGCGACCCGUUUAGCUGGCCAGGUUGCUCGUGCCGCAACGAUUUUUCGUAUAGAUGAGGUGGUUGUUUUCGAUAGCAAGGGUACGUCGGAGGACGCUUCAACUGAAAUCAGUAAUGAUGAUUCAGCCGAGAAUGAGACCGGUGCAUUUUUCCUUCUGAGAAUCUUGAGAUAUCUUGAGACUCCACAAUAUCUCAGGAAAAGUCUUUUUCCAAGACAUAACAGUUUAAGAUAUGUGGGUCUCUUGCCCCCACUUGAUGCCCCACACCAUUUGCGCAAGCAUGAAUGGGCUUCGUACAGGGAAGGUGUCACAGCCGAAAAACUACAAGAUUCUACAGGAACACUUGUUGACGUUGGUCUCAGCAAGAAUGUAGUGAUCAAUCAAGUCCUUUUACCAGGAAGAAGAGUAACAGUAGAGAUGGGAACGAAUCGAAGCCUAGAUUCAGGUCUAUUACGGAAAAUUGUUUCGCCUUCAAAGCCAAGGGAAGAUGGAAUGUACUGGGGAUAUAAAGUACGAUAUGCUCCCAACAUUAGCUCCAUUUUCAAGAACUGCCCUUACAAGGGAGGCUAUGACUACCGGAUUGGCACCUCCGAACACGGAAUGGUUAUCAAUUCUUCAGAGCUUAAUCUACCGUCAUUCAGGCAUCUGUUGAUUGCUUUUGGUGGCCUUGCCGGAUUGGAAGAGUGUGUCGAAGAAGACAGCAAUAUAAAGGAUAAAACCGUGCGCGAUAUAUUUGACUCGUACUUAAACACAUGUCCGCACCAAGGAAGCCGGACUAUUCGGACCGAGGAAGCUAUCUUUAUCUCACUCCAGUACUUUCAAGAGCCCCUCAACCGCGCCUCCCUCAAACACAAGGCUUUGAGAUAACAAUUCGAUCCUUGUCUCCCUCGAGGUAUGCUCUGUUGCUGUCAUUAGCGCUGUUAAUCGAGUCGAGUUGCUGGAAUGCUUGUUAAGGUUAUAGUUAUUAUGUGCGAGCUUUGCUUAGCGCUGUUAAUCGAGUCGAGCUACUUGAAAGCUCUUUUAAGGUUAUACUCAUUAAGCUUGAACUUUGAUGAUACGUGUUUAUGUAGCAUGAUUUGAAUUCGACUUUGAAGUUUUGAAAUUUUUUGAAAAUAGUACAAUGUUCCAAGUAUU